Clonostachys rhizophaga is the source of this 3123-nucleotide messenger RNA. The record is from the annotation of a GenBank genome assembly. Lineage: Eukaryota; Fungi; Ascomycota; Sordariomycetes; Hypocreales; Bionectriaceae.
AUGAUUGAACCCACCAAAACCCUUUUAGUCCCUCAUUUGGGCGGCAUCCAUGUAGGUCAUCGACUUUCUGCGCCUAUCCUAGACCCAGCAAAGCCGACCCUCGUUCUAUUCAACCCAUUCACCACCACCGCGGAUUAUUACUUGUCCCAAUUCGAAGAUAAAGCUCUCACAGAUGCGCUGAACCUAGUAGCCAUUGAGCCCCUCGGGCAUGGAAUAACCCAGCUCAAGAAGACGGAAUCGUUCACCUACUGGGACUCCGCAAUCAUGAGCCUGCAACUCCUUGAUGCUCUCGGAAUCGACAAAGUCUUCGCCUCAGGGACCUCACAAGGCGGGUGGAUCGCCACGAGAAUGGCUUUACUGGCACCUGACAGGGUCAAAGGUAUCAUCCCCAUUGGAAGCAGCAUGGACGCUGAAUCGCCCCGGAGCCGAGAGCUCGGAUGCUGGGAUGGACCAGAGGCCUGUUCUGGCUUAGUCGGCAUCGCAGGGGACGCGGCGCCAGCUCAUGACUUUGAACCUGGAGACGGCUACUGUGAUUUUCUGAUGAAGAUUGGUUACGGUGCGGCCGUCACUCCAGAGAUCCGGGAUUUCUGGGCCAGUAGCCUCAAAAAGAACUACAGUGGAGAUGAAGGCAAGAAGCGAAUCUGCAUGGCCGCUGUAAGCCUUGCAGAAAGGGAUGGGUUGAGAGGGCGUCUACCAUAUAUUAGGUGUCCUGUGCUCUGGUUCCAGGGAACCGACGAUGUGGUAUUUAGUGUGCGCCAGGCUGAGGAGGACAUGAGGCUAUUUACCAACUCGGCCCAUGCUAAACUUGUCACCUGCAGGAUUCCCGUUCGCCUCCGUGGACUAUGUCAGCUACGGCCCAAACUGACCCGCAAGAAAGCUGGGGAUCAUCCACAGGAGCCAGUGCGGGUGAAGGUGGUGGCCCAAACAAGAGACGCAGAGUUGCUCUGGCUUGCAGUAACUGCCGGCAUCGGAAAACGCGGCCGUCCAAAAUGCUCAUUGUGUAGCGAGCUGGGUUGCGAGUGCUUGUAUGAACAGGCUGGCGUUGCUACUAGUCUGACGGUCGGCAGAAGCUACCUUGAACGGUUGGAAAAUCGACUCAAGGACAUAGAAUCUACCUUGCAGGAAGUUCAGCGUAGUCAGAAAUCGGUCUCGGGUGAUGCUUCUUCGUCUACAGCGGAAGAUCGAGUAAGAGAUGGCAACGUCUGCGGCCAGGAUGAAGAGGAGGAGGACGAAGGAACCAUGAACCAAGCGGCUUCAGACCAUCUCAUCUAUCCCAACAACGGUGGGAUUGGGGAGAUCGACAACGCCGAGGAUUCUAUAGAUGGGAUGGGGGCAAUCAAGUUCACCGAUGAAGAAGAUUGGGGAUAUUUUGGCCCAUCAUCUAACAUUGCGUUUCUCCGCCACAUCUCCUUGGGCAUGGCUCGCAUUGGCAACUGGCGCGAGGCUUUCCCUUCGCCGUCCAACCAAGCCCGAGAAGUUUCGGGAGGCAUGAGCGUGUCACGUCCACAUCAAGCCGCCGACGACGAAGCAGCCGAGAGGCGGCAGUACCGUGCCCGCGCAGGGGUCAACAUCUAUGCCCUGCCGUCCGAGGCCCGCACGUGGAGCCUGAUACGCGAAUACUUCCAAAAGACUGGCCAGCUACUACCAUUUGUCCACGAAGAGUGGUUCUGUGCCACUUAUUUCGAGAUGAAGAGGAACAAUUUCACCAUGGCCCGCCGGACGUGGCUUGGGCUGCUCAACAUCAUCAUGGCCAUGGCCGCCACCCUUUUCGUUGAGUCAAAUGUAUCUGCCGAGGAAAGAAUCGAAGAAUCUGAUGUGUACUAUCAAAGAGCCAACGGACUUUGCGAUAAGGAGUCACGGCGCAAUAUCAGCGUGGAACUAGUACAAUACCUUCUCAUCCUAGGACAAUAUCUACAAGGAACACAAAAGUCUGUUCAAGCAUGGACUGUCCAUGGAUUGGCAAUAACCACCGCUUUUCAGCUUGGCCUCCAUUCUCCCAAAACCAACAACCGAUUUCCUCCCCUUGAAAGCGAAAUACGAAAGCGUGUCUGGUUUGGGUGUAUUCUUUUAGAUCGUAUGACAUUUGGACGCCCUUCCAUGAUACCCGAGGGUUAUCUGAGACUUGAGCUACCGGCUCCUACACUACAAGUCAUGGGUCAAACACCACAACCUACUCCUGCGCCUCAGAUGGAUGCCAUGUUCUUUACUGCCACAAUAACACUAUACAAUAUAAUGUACAAAAUCAUCGACUCUUGCUAUGGCCAGAACCUUGGAUUAGAGGAGUUCCGCACCGACUCCGAUCUGGUUACCCUUACACUCAAGGGAGAGGAACAACUUGAUGAAUGGCAGUCAUCACUUGGACCACUGCAGAUGUCAGUGUACAACACACCCCUCGGCCCCCAUGACCUUGAGAACAUGGACGAGGACAACAGACUCAUGGAGAGGUUCAUAAUAGUCCUGUCCGUACGUUAUCAUAACCUUCAGAUUCUACUGCAUCGGCCUCUGUUGGAGAAGUUUCUGGAUGAUUGCGGGCGUGUGUCAGCAAGCAAUAAUUCCAAAUCCAGCGUAGAUCGCAGUAUGGUGCAGCAGCUCGGCAUUAGCAGCAUCGAGACAUGUAUUACCUCGGCCAUGAUUGUUAUAUCCAUGGUUCGUACGGUGGUAAUGUCCAGUGGUUGGAGGCGUGACCUUCUUGGCGCGUGGAACUACUCUCUAUUCUAUACAUUCAAUGCCGGCUUAGUGAUAUUCGCAGCAACACAUGUCGCGCAUGAUGAUUGCAAAAGCGACACGGAGCGGUUUUCUCGGUGGAAAUUUGUCGAGAAGGCCCUGCCAUACUUCAAUAUGGCCAUCGAGGCAUUACAGAAUCUCGAUCGUGGAAAUCGUGUUGUAGAGCGCUGCGUCAGCUAUCUCUCACAACUUAGCUUGGCACCCUUGGGCUCAGCCUCAUCAGGACCGUCUCAUGAUUAUAGCCAUGAAACCACUCACCCUGGGGAGGCUAACGGAAGCGUUGGUCAUGGAGCACCUGCAGUGAGAGUUUCAAACGGCUUCAUGGCCCUAAGGCAGUUGCCAAUGGAAAUCGAUCUCAGCGAGUUUAUGCUGGACACCGAUUUUGACUUUUUCCAAUAG